AAAAGCCCCCACAUUCCCCUCAGCCCUCCUCCCAAUUCCCUUGGGAUGUCACUGAGACACAUUCCAUUAAUUUUAGUUCUGAAAGGCCUUUGGAGGGGAGAAGGGUCUCCUUUUUGUGUGGGGCUCUCUCUGCUCCCCCCUUUCUCUUUGGCCUCCUUUUAACCCCAGAUAAUCCAUGGCUGGUUUGAGCAGGGGACUCAGUGCCUGUGUUUGUGUCUUGAGGAGUGGGGGGCGAGUUGAAAAACAGUGGGGCACAUUGGCUUUUUACAGCCUCUGCCCCUCAGCUGGGCGCAGCUCAGCCCUGUGCCAAGUCCAGACUUCUGUCUCCUCACUGCUCUGACAUUUCUACUUGUUGAUCUCAUCCACUGAUCCCCUCCUCCACUUUGUUUCCUGGGAACUCUGCCCACCCGAGAGACCCUCCAAACCUGAAUCUUGAGACUGAUUCAGAAAGGGGAACUUCUGUCCAUCUCUUUACCUACUUUUCAUCCUUUCCCAAUGCUGGGAUUAGCUCCCUUGGGUACCCAGAGGGACAGCAGGCAAAGGCUUCAGAAGUUGUGAUCCUUUGGGACCCCUCUGUUUGGUGGCUGAGGGAGGAGCAUGUUUUGCUGCAUUUUGGGCAGCCCUCUGUGUGCCAGGGCUGCGGGGUCUGUCUUUGGCUGGGGAGGAAAGUAGGGGGCUCCAGGCUAAGUAGCUCAGAACAGAGUUGAAAGAUGACUGGCACCUUGUGUGGCUUGAAAUUUAUCUGCAGGGGAAACAGUAGCUUCACCUCACUUCUGGGUGUGUUUGAAGUAGUAGGCUGGGGUGUGUGCGCUCCAGAGUUCUUUAUUUAGUCCCACGAUUUAUUUAUACCGCCGCCUUCCCUAGUUUCAGAGGAAGUGGUUGGGGACUGGAGUUUGAGAGCUUAUUAAUUGCUUAACUAUCAGUAGCUACACAGUCUAUGAAAGCGCUUCUUUCAUCCCCGUGUUUCUUGCAGCUACCCCAUGAAGGGGGUAUCUUCCCCAACCUCUUGUUUCACCAAAAGGCCCACCAGCCCAUAAGCACAGGAGGGUUAGUAGCUUGCCCACAGUCGCGAAUCUCAGCCAUGGAGAGCCAGGUUUUAAACCUUCUCUUUGUGUAAAUCUCAGUCUCCUUUUGCUGUUGACUCUGAGAUGGGGUGCAGGUAUUUGGGGUGAAGACGAGGAAGGAGUGGGUUCCAGUGUCUGGGUCUCAUCCGUAUCCCUUCUUUGUCCUUUUACUUCAUCAUCCCUUCCGUGAUCCGUUGGUCUUUACCUCCUGGCAAAGCACAGUCUUUACGGGCAGGCUAGAAGGACCAGGUGGGAACCACAUCAAAAGUGGCACAGCCGUAAGGUCAUAACCGUCUGGAGCAGGAGUGAACCAGUAGAGUGGGUUCUCCGGGGGAAGGGUAGAGGAGCUCAACAUGUAAUUUGUAGACAGAGGGGUGAGCACGGGCUGGGCCCUGUUUGUGGCCCUGUUUUAGAGAGGUUCAGGUUUGUUGGAGUAUAUCUGUCCCCAAAGCAUGUGUGUAUCACAUGGGGCUUUGAUGUGGGGGAUAUCGAAAUCACUGGCUCCCGGAUUGUCUCCACAUAACUCUGUCAGGAGGAGAGAUGAGUAGAUUUCACGUCGAUUCUUAUCUCCCCGCAAUGGCAUUCAGUUAGACAGGCGUAUUCGUUUACUCGGUGGGUAUCAGUUACUGCUACCCACUGGAGGGGAGAUGGAUAUAAUUAUGUAUCACCCCUUCUGUCCCUCCCCCUCCCCCCAAGUCCGAGGGAUGGAAAGUCGUUGGAGAAGAGGUAUCACCACAAAGCAAGUUUGUUUCAGUGCUUUAACAUCCGGAACUUCCCAGCAGGGUUGGACCCGGCUGUGUUUAUUCCUUUCGGAAACUCCACUUGUCUUAUUGGCUGUCUUGAGACUUCGCUCUACUGGCCCCUUGGCUUCCUUCUCAGUCUCUCUGCUUGCUCUUCUUGUCCUCGUGGACACGUGCAGUUUGGAGAUCUUGCGUCCCUUCUGAGCUCAGUGCAGCAUCUCUGCAUGUUGACCGUACCUUCCGCUCAAACUCCAGCUCCUUGGAUGCGCAACUGCCCAUUUCUUGCAAAACUGCCGUGAGCUUUGUGCGUGGAGAACAGCGUACUCUCAGCAGCGUACUCUCAGCCCUUUCCCGCAAGCUUGCUUUUCCUCCCCGCACAUGCUCCCGCAUAAACGCCGUCUUCCCAAGCUUGCUUCUUUUAAUUCUCUGCCUUCCCAGAGCUCAGCGUCUUUUCCUCCCUUGCUCAGGAAAAUUGGCACAGUUCAAUAGGCUUCCUGAUAACCUGCAAAUAAAACCGGAACUCUCUGCGUGGCUCCUACAGCUUCUGAUAUCCUCCCAUUCUGAGCUGUGGAGCUGUCGAUUGAAUUUCUCCGAGAUAAGCCCACUCGUCCAGCAAAAUAGAGUCCCUCAGGGUGACAGUUGACUUCCUAAAGGUGCCUCUUGGCCUGAAGAAGCCUGUGCUGAAGGAGGUGGCUGUGGGGCCCCCCAAGAGGCCCCAGCCCGCGGCCCUGGAGCGCUACAAGGCACGGCGUUCAGACGCCAUGGACACCGAGUCCCAGUACUCGGGCUAUUCCUACAAGUCGGGCCACUCCCGCAGCUCCAGAAAGCACAGGGACCGCCGGGACCGACACCGCUCUAAGAGCCGGGAUGGGAGUCGUGGAGAUAAAUCAGUGACGAUCCAGGCUCCGGGAGAGCCCCUGCUGGACAAUGAGUCCACGAGGGGGGAUGAGCGGGAUGACAACUGGGGAGAAACAACAACGGUGGUCACAGGCACUUCUGAGCACAGUAUCUCCCAUGAUGACCUCACACGCAUCGCCAAGGACAUGGAGGACAGUGUCCCGUUGGAUUGUUCCCGCCACCUGGGCGUGGCGGCAGGGGCCAUUUUGGCACUGCUCUCUUUUCUCACCCCGCUGGCUUUCCUGUUGCUGCCUCCACUGCUGUGGCGGGAGGAGCUGGAGCCGUGUGGGACCGCCUGUGAGGGCCUCUUCAUCUCCGUGGCCUUCAAGCUGCUCAUCCUGCUGCUGGGCAGCUGGGCUCUGUUCUUCCGGCGGCCCAAGGCUUCACUGCCCCGAGUCUUCGUGUUACGAGCUCUGCUCAUGGUGCUUGUCUUCCUGCUCGUUAUCUCCUACUGGCUCUUCUACGGCGUGCGCAUCUUGGACGCCCGGGAGCGCAGCUACCAGGGCGUGGUUCAGUUUGCCGUUUCGCUAGUGGAUGCUUUACUCUUCGUGCACUAUCUGGCCGUAGUUCUGCUGGAGCUGCGUCAGCUUCAGCCCCAGUUCACGCUCAAGGUCGUGCGAUCCACAGAUGGAGCGAGCCGCUUCUAUAAUGUCGGCCACCUCAGCAUCCAGCGAGUGGCAGUGUGGAUCCUGGAGAAGUAUUACCAUGACUUCCCUGUCUACAACCCCGCCCUCCUCAACCUGCCCAAGUCCGUCCUGGCCAAGAAAGUGUCUGGCUUCAAGGUGUAUUCUCUCGGAGAGGAAAACAGCACCAAUAACUCCACGGGCCAGUCAAGGGCCGUGAUUGCGGCAGCGGCACGGAGGCGCGACAACAGCCACAAUGAGUACUACUACGAGGAAGCCGAACAUGAGCGCAGAGUGCGCAAGCGCAGGGCCAGGCUGGUGGUGGCUGUGGAGGAGGCCUUCACACACAUUAAGCGGCUGCAGGAAGAGGAGCAGAAGAACCCCAGGGAGGUGAUGGACCCCCGGGAAGCAGCCCAAGCCAUCUUUGCAUCCAUGGCCCGAGCCAUGCAGAAGUACCUUCGCACCACGAAACAGCAGCCUUACCACACCAUGGAGAGCAUCCUUCAGCACCUGGAGUUCUGCAUCACCCACGACAUGACACCCAAGGCCUUCCUGGAGCGGUAUCUGGCCGCUGGACCCACCAUCCAGUACCACAAGGAACGUUGGCUGGCCAAGCAGUGGACAUUGGUGAGCGAGGAGCCGGUGACCAAUGGGCUUAAGGACGGCAUUGUUUUCCUCUUAAAGCGCCAGGACUUCAGCUUGGUGGUGAGCACCAAGAAGGUGCCCUUCUUCAAACUUUCCGAGGAAUUCGUGGAUCCCAAGUCACAUAAGUUUGUCAUGCGGCUGCAGUCGGAGACCUCUGUGUGACUUUGCAGCAGCCCAGAGGGAGGGAUGUGGGGGUUCCUGCGGAGUGGGAGGGGCUUGGUUCUCAGGCCCUGACACAUUUCUGCCAUCCUACUUCCUCUUGCUCUUGCUUUGUUUUGUGUUUUUUUUGUUUUUUUUGUUUUUUUGUUUUUUACUUGAAUUAACUUAUCCUGUACCCAGUCUCCUCCCCUAUCCCUCAGUUUCCCCAUCUGGAAAUCUGGAGAGAACACCUUGCUUUAACAAUACCUGGGAACCAUCCUGCCCCCUAAUUUUGUAUCACUCCAGGCCCUGCAGGAAACAGUGCCUAAUAACUACCCCCAAACCCCUGUUCUUCCCCCCAGAAUGUUCCCUGGAUGGAAGCCCCUUCCAAACGUGUUCAGGGCCUUCCUGAUUGUACCCUUGCCUCCUGAGCUCCAACUUAUAAACGUAUGUUCUUAGAGCCAUGCUCUCUAGUGGCCCCUGAUAGGGUUUCUCUUGAAGGCACAGCUCUGACCCCAGAGAACCAUGGUGCCAAAUUCCUGUGGGACAGCAGCUAACGCUGUCCCCCAUCCUCACCCUUAGCCCCAAGUCUCUGGGCACAAUGUACCUGUGACAUAGUCCCAGAGUUAGGAUUCUCCUUGUAGUCUUGCUCUCCAGUGUUACAGCUGUAGUUCCUGGUAUACACACACACACACACACACACACACACACACACACACACACACACACAGAACAAGGGGAAGUGUGGUCUUGUACCCAGGAGUCUUUACUGCUGUUUCUGACUUGUAUGGUCAUGUGAUCAUAGGCAAAUGGAGGUAGAACCUCUCUGACCACUUUACUAGGGCUGUGGGGAAGGUAUAAUGUGUCUUUCUUUCUUAGACAACUCCUGAGAGGAGGGGCAGGAUAGACCCCUGAGGUUGGAGAGACCCAAUGUCACUGACCCCAUCCCUCUGAACUCACCCCAUCCUUCUGGGCUGUUCUUCGCUACCCUUACCCAUGAAGGUUGCAUGUUGACCUCUUAAGGACUCCAUGACAUGCAGACCCUGACCAACCUUGGGGUUGAAGACAUUUUCUUUUUUGCACCAGCUACCCGAGUUCCUGCUGAAUUCCAGCUCCAGAGACCUGUGGCCUAAACUCUUCUUAUGGGGAGGGGCCAACAGCUCCUUCUCGUCCCCUGCCUUAAAUCCAGUUCUUUGCCUCAGGGGUCUCUUUUCCAUGGCCUUGCAGGGUCCCAUCCUCUUUUCUCCCCACCUCGCUUUCUGAGCUCUGUAUCAGGGUGAGGGACCAGGAUUACUGCCUUUUGUGGGUAUUAUCUUCUCACCCCAUUUAAACUAACAUAGCCUUUGCAGCAAGUCUGAAUCUUGUAAAUUUAAAGCUCACUUUGAGCAGGAUUCACUAACCCUCUAAUGGAUAUCUCCAGAGUAAACUUGAGCCUAUAAAUCAGACACCUUUAAAUUAUUUUUUACCGCAAGGACUGGAAAUCGGGAGUACCCACGUCCUUCCUUCUGGGAUCCAUGGGGAUGACUGGCAUGAUGGCUGUGAUGGAGAGAUGCCCCUGUACUGUGUCUGUAAACAACUCUUAAAGCCCCUGCCCAGGCCCUUCACUUCCCUGGGAAUUUCGCUGGUAUUUGCUGUGCUAAGCACACCCGGAGAUGGGGGUACCUCUGGUCUCACCGUCAGGCUGUGGGAUCCAAAGUGGGAGCCUACCCCUCCCCCCCAGUUACUAAAGGGCUUGUCCAUUAGGGGUGACUUUGUUCUCACAGGAAUGGUCUUUGGAGCUGACUUAUGAAGGGCCUCAAGUUUAGCUUAGGGCUGCAGUAGAGGUGCUGGAUAAACUCCAGUGAGAUGAAUAUGUCCUUGGGUAACGGGAAGGUAUCUUUUCUUAAAAAAAAAAAAAAGAAAGAAAGAAAAAAAAUGCAGGUUUCCGAGGAGAACCUUUUGAGUCACGUAAAUACCUCACUAUCCUGGAAAGCAGGGCCUGGAUAGUGAUUGGGGUCAUUGCCUUUGUGGGCAAGAAUGGGUUUUGCUGUUGCUUUGAGCAGUGGGUGGGCAGGGUGGGGCGAAGGAAUGGAUUGGGGGUCUUAGUUGAUGCCCUGGGUUAGGGGCACAGGAGUGUUUAUUUUAAGAACCUGCCAUGUUUUUUUAAUCACUGUGAUAUUUCCAUUCCUUUUUCCUAAAACAAAGAGAAGAAGUUCCCCUGACUCCCUGUCUAAGCACUAAGGGCUGUGACUUAAGAAUGGUAGCGUUUGGUCCUUCGUGUCGGAACUGUGGUAUCUUUGUCUACUUUGAUCGUUAUUAUUUUUUUAAAUGUCAGGAUGAAUUGUCAAAUGUGUGUGUGUGCGCGUGUGUGCAUGUGCGCGCGUGUGCGUGCGUGUGUGUGUGUGUGUGUGUGUGUGUGUGUCUUUUGCUUCUCCAGAACGGGAAGUUGUCUUUAUGCUGUGAACUGCAAUGGGUGGGCAGCUGACUCUCUGACUCUCUGAGCAGUUUCCUGAACCAAUGCUGUCCCACCACUCACUCGGUUUCUUAUGCUUCCACCGUGGGCAUGUGGCUAGCCAGCUCCUCGCUCUCACCGUUGUGUGCUGGGCUACUCCAGUACACUCGUUGCUCUGACCGUGUGGCAUCCUGUGUCAUCCCCACUGCACAACUUGACCUUUGUUUCCGUGACCUCGGCGCGUGCUUACUGCCCCUUCCUCCCACACCAGGACACCGUGCCUCCGUCCAUCACCUACCUCGCCACUGUCCCCGUCGGUCCCCUUCCAGUUUCUCCCUAAAUGUAUGUUUUUGUUCUUUCUGUUGGUUUUUUAUUUACGUCCCUCUAGCCUCCCACUUCCUCCCACUUCCUCCCAUCUCUGCCGAUAUGCUUUUGUUCCUAGCUGGCCACAGCAUUCCUAUGGUGAACCCUGAUUUAAUGAAGGCACGGAGACAGGAUUCUUGGGAGAUCCUCACUCCGAAUGUCUGUUUCCCAGGGUUCAUGCUCUCCCUGUUGGUUGGGCCUAGCUCUGCCUUGUUCCUUCCUGGUGUCUGUCAGUCUCUUUUCUUUCCUCUGUCGUCCCACUGGGGCAGCAUCUACUGAUGGAUUCUGUUCUGAUCGUGUGAUUGUUGUAAUUUGUUCUUCUGUGCGCAAAAGGAAGGGGCUUCUUGACUCUCUUCCAAGUGAGAUUGUAGAUGUAGAUUUUCCAUUGUUGGAUCUAGAUUUUUUUUUUUAUUCCCUUUUCUUCUCCUUUUUCUUUUUAAUUUUUUAAAUCUUUUUAUUUUAAAUUUUUUGGGGCUAUUUUUUUCCUUUUGGUUCCAGAGCUGAGACCUUGUGCAUGCAUGUAGAAAAUUGUAAAAUGUAAAUUUUUUUUAAUAUAUAAAAAGCUUGUUUUUACAUUUGCGGUGGAUUAAACAUUAUGGCAAUUUUAGGGAUUUUUUCUUAAACAUAGGAACUAAAACUGUACAAAAUUUUUUUUUAUAUAAAAUAAAGACAUUUGACUUUGG
Rattus norvegicus (Norway rat) is the source of this 7584-nucleotide messenger RNA. It is a transcript of the gene Vangl2, whose product is annotated as VANGL planar cell polarity protein 2. The record is from RefSeq and is a predicted model, not a curated record. NCBI's taxonomy places the organism in Eukaryota, Metazoa, Chordata, Mammalia, Rodentia, Muridae. Gene Ontology annotation, biological process: dopaminergic neuron axon guidance; serotonergic neuron axon guidance; cell migration involved in kidney development. Gene Ontology annotation, cellular component: apical plasma membrane; membrane; COPII-coated ER to Golgi transport vesicle.